Messenger RNA from Electrophorus electricus (electric eel), 4374 nucleotides. NCBI's taxonomy places the organism in Eukaryota, Metazoa, Chordata, Actinopteri, Gymnotiformes, Gymnotidae. The record is from RefSeq and is a predicted model, not a curated record.
AAGCAAAAAAUGUGAUGGUUUUUACAUUUUUCUGGUUUAAUUACUUUGACGUAUAUAGGACUCUACGUUACUCUGUUGUCGUAGUGAGUUAUGAAUAUUUAAAGAAUGUUAUGUAUUCUUGUCAAUACAUAGGAUUGAGUUCGUGACAGUGAAUUUCUUGACCUUUUUUGAUUAUGAAUGGAGUUAUUCUUUGACAUUCAAGUCAAAUGUCAAUGUCUUUGUGAAAAUGUUGUUUUACUGAAUGAUUUCAUUGGGGUAAUAUGAGGGUUCUUGCUUGGGAUUAUCGUGGCGUUUCUCAAAUGACCUCCGACCCGGAUUGAAUGUCCAGUAAUGGCGUCUAAGGCGAUGGAAGUCUCGUCCCACAUGUAAACAAGAUACACAAUCCUUCGUUCUUUCUUGAUAUUGAAGGGGAACGCGGUCAUAGCAACCGGAUUUUGUAGUAUGUCUUUUUCGCAUGAAAGUCAUUUUAUGUUAUCAGAAUAAUGUCGAUGGAAGAUCCAUUUUUCGUAGUCAAAGGAGAGGUCCAGAAGGCUGUCAACACAGCGCAAGGUCUGCACCAGAGAUGGAGUGAGCUACAACAGGACCCUGGCGGCGCCACCAAGGAGGAGAUUGACUGGACCACCAAUGAGUUGAGGAACAGCUUGAGGUCUAUUGAGUGGGACCUGGAAGACUUGGACGAGACCAUUAGUAUUGUUGAAGCGAAUCCAAGGAAGUUUAAUCUUGAUGCUGUGGAGUUGACCAAACGUAAAGCCUUCAUCACCAGCACAAGGCAGGCGGUGAAGGAAAUGAAAGACCACAUGACUAGUCCAAUGGCUUUGGCCUUGUCAGACAAGAAAAACAGACAGGCUCUGUUAGCGGAUGGAGGGUCCCGUGGCCCAAUCUGGCAGCCGGGAGGAGAUAAGUACACCCGUUUGGAUCAAGAGUUGCAGACAGCCAACUCCCAGUUUAUUGAAGAGCAGCAGACCCAGCAGCAGGUCAUAGCAGAUCAGCAGGAUGAGCAGUUGGAGCUGGUGUCUGGGACCAUUGGUGUGUUGAAGAACAUGUCUCAAAGGAUUGGACAGGAGCUCGAUGAACAGGCAGUAAUGCUUGAUGACUUUGCUCAUGAGAUGGAUAAUACCCAGUCCAAACUGGAUAAUGUGAUGAAGAAGUUGGCUAAAGUCUCCCACAUGACCAGUGACCGGCGGCAGUGGUGUGCGAUUGGUGUUUUGCUGGCCAUUCUGUUUGUUGUGAUCAUCCUCCUCAUUGUGCUGUAAAUGGCACUCGGUAUUCAUCCACUACAGCUUUCCUCGCUUUCCCAGAAGGUCUGACAAAAACAAAGGUGCUUUGGGGAAAGGAAGCCACCGUCCACUCCAGUCCCUACUCCCUCACACUGUCAGCUGCUGAGUACUGCGCUUCUUUUGCAACUGUAUAGGCAAUCCCAGAAUGCCAGUGGUGUGGGUCUUCUGCUUGCUUAUCUGUAAAUAUCUGUCUUGUUUGUGUGUGUGUGCGUGUGUGUGUUGGCAAAGCCCAAGAGACUUGUAGUAUGGUGGCUUGCAUCACUUACUUUUUCUGUAAGUGUGUUUUUCCAGCAGGAAAGGGAGUCGAGUUAGGGCUUUGAAAUUUAGUGUCGUGCUGCAGGGUAAAACAUUUUUGCUGCAUUUACCUUUUAAAAUUGUUCGUGUUAUUAAUGUUAGAUGGUUAUAAAUUGAAGUUAAUAAGUGUUUUUGUUUUUUUGGUUUUUUUUUUUCCACAAACAUUCUAGAGCUAAUAAUUUAAUCAUUUAAUUCCUAUUAUUGUUGACUUACUCUUUUUAUUAACAGUAUGUUCUAAUGGUUACUCUUGGUACUCAGUACUAACUAAUGAAGUUAAAACCAUACUAAACACUGGAGUUUCAUGAUUUGGAAUCCAAUCUCUCUUCUAAGCGGGUAUUUCAUUAAUGGCACUAACAUUAAGUUAACCACUUGUUAUAUUAUGCUCUUUGUUUUCUUCUCCUGAUGUAAUUUUCAGAUGUGUUCCUGAUAAUCAGUUAUGUAGAGAAAUGUUCAUUGGCAAACACUAGUGAUCUAACUGUUUCUCUGGAGAGAAAUGGUCCUACUGAAUCCUCAUUAAGUUCAGGCUAGGUUAAGAGCUGCUUCAGAAGGAAAUCCUUCUAAUGGUGUUAUUUUGAGAAUGUUAGUUUAGGUCUGUUAUCAUUAUGAACUUGUAAGAUUAGCGGAGGAUUCUGUAUAAGGGGUCUUAGAGGGAAGUGGGCCUCCUACUGCACCAAAACAUAACCUUAUUUGCCAGAACCUCUACUGCAAGGAGUUUAUCUCCACCCUGUGGUGUUGGCUUCUGUCCGCAUACACUACUAGCGCUUUUCCCACUAGUCAGCCUUGUAUAUGGUGUAGAUGUGCUCCUACGAAGCAGGUUGGGCUAAAGUUCAGUUUAAAACCACCUUAGUUGUAGCAGUGGAACAGCGUGGGAGUAAAAUUGUCCAAUUCCAAGUUUCCCUACUUGGUUCUAGCAAUUGCUUCUUGAAAAUACUUUAAGCAUUUUAGAUCAGUGUAGGAGUUAUUCUUUUGUAGUCUGAACAGAAUAUUGAAAUUGUUUUUCUUUUAGCACUGGAGGGAUUGUCCCUCAUGAAAUCAUCAUGUUUCAUGUUUGUUGCAAACAAAGUUUACCACUAAGAAGUCGUCCCCUUGAUUUCAAGGUUUAUUUUUUGUUGUUGGGUUUUUGUUUUUUAGGGCUUGUUGUGCAUACAGGUGUCUUGCGCAAUACUGCAGCGGUUGUCAACAAAAGCUCCUUCUCAAUCUGUUUCACCCCACUUCCUACGCAGAUUUAUUUAUUAUUUUUUAGAUGAGGUUUGGUGCAAAAAUGCACUUUCUAACUACUUCAGCCAUAAAAAUAAAAGCCCAUUUGUGUACAAAAUCCAACUCAAGAUCAGCAAAAUCAUAACCUCAGGUACUUGCACUACCAGCUGGAUUCAGAGUAAAAUGCUGGGAGGAACCAUUAACAUAUUUCUUCAUAGUUUUUCUGAAGUUAGAAUUUCAGAGCUAGAAUUAAGCAAGCCAUACUCUUCACUUGAGUCGUGAACUGACAUCUUGUCCAGAGCCCUGCCUGCCACACAACAAACUGUCAUGUUGUAAUAUUAAUUAAAAGUAAUUUGUCUUAGUGUUUCCUUUUUUUUUUUUUUUGGUAGAAAACCUAUGGAUAUUGCUUUCAAGGAGCAGUAAGUAGAAGGUCUUAUUACAAACAAUAAGUCUGAAUUUGAGGUGUAUCCAAAAGAACUGGAUAAGAUGCUGCUUUAGGCUUUAUUUGUGAAUUUGUGGUCUUUCAGUACCCAGCGUUUCCUCAAAGUUUGAAGGUGUUUUCCCGUUUCCUGCGACUAGCCAUUUGAUUGGCCGCAAGCCAAUCAAAUGCUGUGGUAUUUUGACAGUCAUGUAAAAAUGGGGAAAUGCUGCUUGCAACUCCUUUAAGAUGACAUGUGAAUAGUCUCCGAUGGCCUGAGCAGAUUAUUAACAACUUUAAAUUUUAUUUAUUAGAAGGAUUCUGGUUUAUUGGACAGUAUAUUAAAGUAUGAAAAACUGCUGUGAAGGAUAGAAAACUAGAUAGUGCCUUAGCAUGACAUAUAGUAAGUGCAAAUUCAGUCUGAUUUUGACUUGAAAGCCUUGAAAACCUGAAGCAGACGUUUUAUAGGAGCAUUCACUGAAUGUUACACAGAUUCAGUAAUCUUAUGGGAUGUGACAUCUCUGUUAUGGAGGUGCAUUUAGUUCUGCUAGUAUUUGUUAGAUGCAGUAUUCUUAAAUAACCACAAAGGUAUGAGAAAUGCCCUUUCAUAUUUAUUUUGUCAAGCCUUAAACAGUAGCACAAUACUUUUAUCAUGUUCUUCCUUGUGUGUUUUCAAACUGUUAAUAAUAAUAAUAAUAAUAAUUAUUAUUAUUAUUAUUAUUAUUAUGCAGUUGUAUUAUUUGACCAUGAUCUAGGGACAGGACCACAAUGUUUUAGAGAGUAUUAGGAGUACAACACAUUUGGUUGUGUGGUCCCAAACAAAAUUGUUUAUCCUACUUUUUACUGCAGAAGGUUUAGUGUGAAGCCCGAGUAUCAUUUUGUCGUGCAAUAUUAUAAUAUACAGAACAGCUCUGAAGUAAAACAGUCUUAAUUGCACAGUUGAGUCCCUGGUGAGGGGGAGGAGCCUGGGACUGAGCAGACAGAAACUGGUAACAAAUGGGCUUUGGUGAUUCCUUACAGUUUGUCAUUUCUGUGUGUUGGUUUAAUGUACUUGUUCACCUUUGAGAGAAAGAACGAAUACCCUCUUUCCCUCCUCAAAAGGCCUUUGUGAAAUUCUGUUCCAUGAUCCUGUGUGUCCAUUAUGACAUGGAGUUCCUUUGAAUCUAUUAAACGCGGGUGUCUGCUAAA